GCCCUCCCCUCCCCACCCCCCCGCGGGGCGUGGCUCCCGCCGUGGGCGUGGCCGGCGCGGCUGUGGGCGGAGCCAGCCGCCCCGCCCUCCCCCAAGCCCUUCACCUGCCUGGCGUGCGGGAAAGGUUUCACGCGCAGCUCCAACCGCAACGCUCACCUGGCCACGCACCUGGGCCAGCGCCCGCACACCUGCGGCCACUGCGGGCGGGGCUUCGGCCACGCCCCCCAGCUGGCGCGUCACCUGCGGCUGCACCAGGUGAGCCAGCGGCGCUUCGGGUGUGGCCAGUGUGGGCGGAGCUUCGGCCGGAGCGCCAACCUCAGCGCUCACCUGAGGGCGCACCUGGGCGAGCGGCCCUACACCUGCAGCGAGUGUGGGCGGGGCUUCAGCUAUAGCUCCGCCUUCCUCAAGCACCGCCGCGCCCACGGGCUGCAGGACGAGGAGGAGGAGGAGGGGAGGAAGAGGAGGAGGAAGAAGGGCACACCUGGGCUCACCUGUGCGCCCGGGCACACCUGCGGGGCGGGGUUUGCGGAGGGCCACGCCCUGCUGGCGCACCUGCACGGGCACGCUGCGGACACGCCCCUCACCUGUGCCACGCCUGACGUGUGCGCCACGCCCCUCACCUGUGCCACGCCCUACACCUGCGGGGAUUGUGGGAAGGGCUUCGGGGGAAGCUCCGCCCUCAUCCGGCACCAGCGGCUGCACCUGGGCUAGGAGGAACCGGAACCGGAACCGGAACCGGAACCGGGAUCAGGAAAAUUCUGGAACCGGAACCAGGACUGGAACCGGAACCGGGAUCAGGAAAAUUCCGGAACCGGAACCAGGACUGGAACCGGAACCGGGAUCAGGAAAAUUCCAGAACCGGAACCGGAACCGGGAUCAGGAAAAUUCCGGAACUGGAACCGGGACUGGAACUGGAACCGGAACCGGGACCAGAACCGAGACUGGGAAAGAGCCAAAACCAGGACUAGAACUGGAACCGGAACCGGGACUGGAACUGGAACCACUACUGGAACUGGAACCGGGAUCAGGAAAAUUCUGGAACUGGAACCAGCACUGGAACUGGAACCGGACCAGGACCAGGACAGGGAAAUUCUGGAACUGGAGCCAGGAGUGGAACUGGGACCAGAACCAGGACUGGGAAAGAGCCAAAACCAGGACUGGAACCUGGAACUGAACCAGGAUGCUGACUGGAACCGGAACCGGGACUGGAUCUGGGACUGGGACCAGAAAAACUCUGGAACCAGGACCAGGACUGGGACUGGGAAGAACCAGAACCAGGACUGGGACUGGGACCGGAACCGGGACUGGGACUGGGAGCCCUCUGGAACCAGGACACUUCCAGAGCCGGAACUGGGACCAGGAACCUUCCAGAGCCCUCCAGAACCGGGACCAUUCCAGAACUGGAGCCCUCCGGAACCGGAACCCCCAGAACCAGAACCGAGACCCCCCCAGAGCCGCUGGGGCAGGAGGGGAGAGGACUCACGGGGACCCUCCCGUGCCCAGGGGUCUUUGGGGGAACCCCGGGAAUCCAUUCCAGACCUUUGGGAAUCCAUUCCGGACCCCGGGAAUCCAUUCCGGACCCCGGGAAUCCAUUCCAGACCUUUGGGAAUCCAUUCCGGACCCCAGAAUCCAUUCCGGACCCCGGGAAUCCAUUCCGGACCCCAGAAUCCAUUCCAGACCUUUGGGAAUCCAUUCCGGACCUUUGGGAAUCCGUUCCUGACCCUGGGAAUCCAUUCCGGACCCCAGAAUCCAUUCCUGAGCCCCAAAAUCCAUUCCUAACCACAGGAAUCCAUUCCGGACCUUUGGAAA
Molecule: messenger RNA, 1809 nt
Organism: Haemorhous mexicanus (house finch)
Lineage: Eukaryota; Metazoa; Chordata; Aves; Passeriformes; Fringillidae
Product: zinc finger protein 239-like
Exons: 1
Source: RefSeq, a predicted model, not a curated record